Fonsecaea nubica is the source of this 3519-nucleotide messenger RNA. RefSeq lists its product as hypothetical. The record is from RefSeq and is a predicted model, not a curated record. Lineage: Eukaryota; Fungi; Ascomycota; Eurotiomycetes; Chaetothyriales; Herpotrichiellaceae. The transcript is spliced from 2 exons. Gene Ontology annotation, cellular component: cytoplasm; nucleus. Gene Ontology annotation, molecular function: inositol hexakisphosphate kinase activity. Bases 1 to 3519 code for a protein of 1172 amino acids. Gene Ontology annotation, biological process: inositol phosphate biosynthetic process; phosphatidylinositol phosphate biosynthetic process.
AUGUCGACCAUGGUGACACAUCCCGUCCCUCCUCCCGAUACAAGCAAAACUCCUCGCACCCACUCUCCACGGAAGCCGGAGUGGAUUCGACGAUCCGACUCUUCAACUGAUGUAGAUACGCCUCCCUCGCCGUCCCAUCCUUCAACUGGUACGAUCCACGGUAUCAGACGGAUUGCCUCCGAUUCGAACUCAUGGACUAAGAAGUUUCAUGUAACAUUGGGGAAGAUGGAGAGCCACGAGGGGAAAGACCAAGACACGGGGAGUACAGGACAACAUCGGUAUACUGGAGGGGCCCAAGAGAAAGAGACCGCUUCGGAAGAAAAUGGGCAACAUACAGUGGUUGAGAGAGGCGAUGCCAUGCGUGCUGUCCUGAAGGGCCCUCGCACAGAGCGGAGUGUCAGUCGUGGCAGGGCACAUGUGGACAAAAGUAUAGAAGCUACAGUGAAGAACCCCGAAGUUGGAGGUACAGCACGUAGCAGGAAGGCUAGUCAUAUGAUGGGUAUUUUCGAUCCACGAAACGGCCCGGAUUCUCAAGGAUUGAACGUCGGUGACCAGUUCAGUCACAUUAGUGGCAGCAGGGAGCCCUCGAAGUCGUCUUCACGACCAACAAGCCCGGCUACUCAAGAUGCUAAAUUUUCAUGGAGUGCUCGUCGGCCUUCGAGAGAACGCAUUGACCCUGUUGUCACCACUUCCCAAGAUGCCACAGGCCUUGGGAGUUUACGCAGUUCACAGGCCACUUCUCCACUCAGACCUGACCUCGAUCCUUAUUUCCGUCAACAGGAUCUUGCAGAGAAACCAGACGUGAAGGGGAGAGUAUCUGAUGAUGGCAAGGAAAUCUAUCAGGCGACAGUACGUGAUGCGACUCCUGGGGAGGUCACCGAAGAGGAGAGAGAAGAGGACCAGCACCCUUCUGAAGAGGAGCAUAUAUCGGCAGCUGUCUACUACCCACAUCCAGGUCCGUCGCCUGAAGAGAUCGAACGCUUCACCUCCCCAGGAGAGGUUGCCUCACCAAAUCUGAACAACAAUCGACAACUACCGAGACCGACGGACGAGAUUGUCCUCUCAACCGACAACAAAACAAACGAAGCGUUGGGAGGCACGGAGCACAUUGACAUAUCAGUCGUCUCGCAGAAUGAGAAGAGAAUGUUUCAUGGUAAUUAUCGCCCUUUGGACGAAGGCACCGGGGACUAUCAUGUGCCAGCACUAUCCCCGCUUGAAGAAGCUCCCUCAACUGCAAUCGUCAGUACUUCGGAGUCGGAGAUUGAAUCUAGUGAUGAUAUCAGCCGGCAGAGUCAAACAGAUGAUAUGUCAACCACGCCAACGCAACGAAGCACACUAUCUCGGCGACCAACCGAGGUUCAGGGUCCGCCUAGGACCAAGGGAAAGGUUGUACUUGAACCUUAUAAGCAUCAAGUGGGAGGGCACUCGACCAUAUUUCGCUUUUCUCGUCGCGCCGUCUGCAAACAGCUGAACAAUCGGGAGAAUGAAUUUUACGAACGAAUCGAGCAAAGGCAUCCGGACAUGCUCAAAUUCCUUCCCAGAUACAUUGGCGUACUGAAUGUAACUUUCUCGAAGAUUCCAAAACAAGCACAGAACUCGGAGGCAAAGCCUGAUGGUAACUCGAGGACUGAAAAUCCUGGUCAAGAAGACCGUUCCAGAGAGAUAGAAGGCACGUCCGACAUCGGCUCGAGGUCCAUUAUUUCCUCGUCUGGAGACCAACCACGAAUUGUCAGCCACUCGAUGCAACAAAUCGGCAGUAUUCCUGAGGUUAUCCUAGAACAGAACAAACAUAUUAUCCCCUCCAAUUACUUCGCUUUGCCAGAGCGGCCCAAAAGUGCGGACCCCAAUCACGGGCGCCGGCGAAGCAAGGAUUUCGAUCUUCCAGAUACCUCCGCACAAGAGUUUUCAGAGGCAGAGAAAUCGCCAAACAGACCAUCAAUGCCUGAACAUUCGAACAGUUGGGGCCAUACUACUGUCAACGAGGGCUUGAAGGAUAAAAUUCUACGCGAAGUAUUCGGUCCUCCUCCCGUCCAGUAUAUCCGUCGUCAUAUGCCCUCACACAGCUCUGUUCCGCGAUUCAAAGGUCAUCACGUCCCUCGGCGGAGGAGUAACCUGUCUACAAAUUCGUUCCCCCAUGCAGAUGCAAAAGAUUUUGGUCCGUCAAAGGUUCACCAUGAAACACCGAUGCCGCAUAACAAGACACCGGAUAUACCUGCACCCAGUGAAGCACGCUCACAGACCAAUGACGGUGCUAGUGUGUAUUCCUCAUCUGCCUCUGCCUUUGAUGAUCUCAAAUACAACCUCGAACAAGUUAAAACUGAUGGAAGUGAGGUGUCCACCUCCUCCCUUGCAGAAAACAGACAACAUGUGAAAAGGCGUCAUUCUGGAAUGGGUCUGCGACGUCGACGCCAAUCGGUGAAUGAGAAACAGAGUCCUGGGUUGGAGUAUUUUGAAGACGAGGCCUAUACAACCGAUUUUGGUCCUGACACCGGAGGCGAUGUUUUCGCCAUGGACCAGGAGAAGACACGGGAUACUCAGAAGCACCGCCCAAGUCAUUCGACAGUCAACGGCGUGAGCCAGUCUCAAGCGGGGGACGUCAGCAUGUCUAAUCCUCACUCAAACAGUACUGGCAGACCCAGAGAGUCAGCUACGAAGAGCUUGAUCCCGUCCAAUCCAAAAGAGGCCCAGAAAACUUACAAUGCUUCCGGCGAUCGAGUUGUAUACUUCAUCCUGCUGGAAGAUCUUACCAGUGGUAUGGGACGGCCCUGUGUACUUGAUCUCAAAAUGGGAACACGGCAAUUUGGGGUUGAAGCCACCAAAAAGAAGAUGGAGUCUCAGCGCCGCAAGUGCAAGUCGACAACCUCUCAGCAACUGGGUGUCAGAAUAUGCGGCAUGCAAACAUUUAAUGCCAAGACCCAAAAAGUAUCGUACGAGGACAAAUACUAUGGGCGUGACCUGAAGGCUGGGCGAGAGUUCAGGGACGCGCUCACGAGGUUUUUGUAUGAUGGUGUCAGCUAUGACAGUGUCGCACGGCAUAUCCCCACCAUUCUUCACAAACUCUCCAAGCUCGAGAGCAUGGUGCGAAGAUUGCCAGGAUACAGAUUCUACGCGAGUUCGCUGCUCAUGCUAUAUGAUGCCGAGCCCUACAAGUCUCGAGAAGCUGAAGAGGCGGCAAGGGCCGGCAUCGAUAUCGCGGCGCAAAAGAAAAAGGAGGGCAAAAAGUGGCCGCCGCCUAUUGAUAUCAAGAUUGUGGAUUUUGCAAACUGUAUCACCGGCGAGGAUGAACUUCCCCCCAACGCUCAAGCGCCGCCUGCCCAUCCGAAUGAUAUUGACCGAGGCUACCUGCGCGGGUUAAGGACUUUGAAGGCCUACUUCGAACGCAUUCUGGCCGACAUCAAAAACAACGAAAAGAAGGAGAUAAGUGGAAGGGAGGAAUUAACCACCGACAAUGAAGGCGCCGGCCACGUGUCACAUGGCGGGAACGAUACGCCAGAGGAAGAAGGUGAAGUCAGCGUAUAA